Camponotus floridanus (Florida carpenter ant) is the source of this 2379-nucleotide messenger RNA. RefSeq names its product nucleolar complex protein 4 homolog B. NCBI's taxonomy places the organism in Eukaryota, Metazoa, Arthropoda, Insecta, Hymenoptera, Formicidae. Gene Ontology annotation, cellular component: Noc4p-Nop14p complex; small-subunit processome; nucleolus. Bases 103 to 1656 code for a protein of 517 amino acids. The record is from RefSeq and is a predicted model, not a curated record. The transcript has 6 exons. Gene Ontology annotation, biological process: ribosome biogenesis.
UGAUCUAACCCGAUCUAACCUAGACAACAGUUGCCUGUCUUCGGCUACCUGCUGCCAUUAAUACAACCUCUCGCGAAGUCUCCUCUCGAGAGUAGCAUAGCGAUGACGGAUGCAGCGGGCUUACCGGGCGCCACCACGGGUCAGAGAGCGAUGUCGAGGCUACUGCGGCAGCGAGCCCAGGAGUUUCUCGCUUCGCGGAAACAUGCGAACAACCUGGUAGACAUAAUCGGCCAUUGGGACGAAUCCACCUGUUUAUGCUUGCUUACGAUAGAAACGAUAUUCGUUGAGGUACUGAAACGCGGCGACAUGUACCUCGAACAUUCGAUAACUCUCAUCAUCUCAGAACCUAGCCCCGAAUCCCGCUACAUAACUUGGCUAAGAAAUUGCUACGAGGAAGUUUGGAAAAAGAUACUAGCAUCUAUGGAAAAAUGUAAAUCGACUAUUCAAUUGCAAGCUCUUACCACUGCGAUAAAGUUGUUGGCGGAAGAGGGUAAAGCAUCGUUGGAGCCGCGUGACCAAACGGGUUAUUAUUUUCCAUUGCAACGUCUGAAGCCUAUCCUUAUGACGCUCCUUUCACCUGAAAAGGACAAUACAAAUUUAAUAUUAAGGUUCCAAGAGAUCACUGAAUACCCUGAUGCUCUAUACUAUACAUGGAAAUGUCUACCUUCUCUUACCCCAAAGAGACAACCACAAGAAAUUUACAUUAAGAACCUAUUAGAACUUAUAGAUAAAAUACCACUGCCAAAAGAAGGGGAAGAAUCUAAAGUAUCGGACAAUAAGGAGCUCCUGUGUGGGCCACAAGAUGCUACAUUCACCUGGGAUCAGUCAGCCGUUAAACGUGCGUUAAACAAAGUCUGGGGCUGUGUUAUGCAUUGGGAACUGACACCGCAGUUACACAAACAAUUGUUAUUGGUUUUGCUGGAACGAGUCAUGCCGCAUUUAGAAAAACCGAUAUUAUUGACAGAUUUUUUAAUGGACUCUCUAGAUGUGGAUGGUCCUGUCGGUGUAUUAGCCUUGCAAGGUGUAUUUGUAUUGGUCACCAAACAUAAUCUAGAAUAUCCAAAUAUUUUCACUAAACUGUAUUCAAUGUUUGAACCAGAAAUUUUUCAUACUAAGUACAAGGCUCGUCUGUUUUACUUGUCUGAUCUGUUUCUCAGCUCGACACAUUUACCGGAAGCAUUAGUAGCAGCAUUUGCGAAGCGACUCGCACGUCUAACAUUGGUUGCACCGCCAGAAGAUAUCCUAAUAAUUCUGCUUUUCGUGGGUAACUUAUUGCUUCGACAUCCAGGAUUAAAGAGGCUGAUCGAUCAUCCACAGGGCGGCGAAGUCGCCUCUGGUGCAGGUGAUCCGUUCCUCAUGGAGGAACGCGACCCAUUACUGAGUAACGCGUUGCUCAGUAGUCUUUGGGAGAUCCGAGCGUUGCAAUGGCAUAUCCUUCCCAGCAUUGCCAGCGCAGCGCGUUUUAUUCGCGAGCCUCUGCCUUCGGUUGAGUACGAUAUGGCAUCUGCGUUGGAGCGCACUGGUGGCCAUCUCUUCGAUCGCGAAUUGAAAAAUAAGGUCAGAGAAAUCAUGCUGACGUUCGAAAGGCCAAACUCCAUGGCAUUGUCGAAAGGAGAGAAGCUAUUGCAAUAUUGGCAACUUACGAGCACGCAUUGAUCCCUUCCUUCUAUAUGCAACGUGAUCGCCAGAGUGCAAUAUACGUGAGUGAAAAGCAUUGUCAAUCCUCGCCAUUCAGGCGAAAAAUAGACAUUUUGCGUUUUAUACAACGUAUUUAUGACAAGCGAAAGACACAGGCAGUGUAUUUUUCCGCGGUGUUGAACAUCCGUGCUUAAAAUAACGAGUUUGUGUGUAAUUUUUUUGAUUCGCACAAGCGAAAGAAAAACUGCUUUUCGUUUAUUCAUCUAAGUUGUACGUAAAGCAAUAGUUUAUGUAUUUUAUGCAUAAACUAUCUUGCGAGACUUUCAUAAUACAUUCAACUCUUUCGCUGGUUCCUUGUAUAACUUUAAUAAAAAACACUGCUACCUUGUUAUGGCAAACUUCUUUGUCAAACUUGCUUAGAUAGAGUAGAAAAUUAACAUAUAGGAAUUUCGAUAUAUCAUUGGCUUUUAUACAUAUACAUAUAUCGAUUAAGCUAACAUCAGCAAUAAAUUAAUUCUUCUGUCUUCACACAUUUAACUUCACUACACAACGGUAAGUAAUUAAUUUAAAAAAAAAACAGUUGUGUGUUAUUCUUUAUUGUUAUAAUUUAAAUCUUAAAAUAACAUAACAUCGAAAAAUGUGGUACAAUAGAAUCUAUACAUAACGUAAAACUUCAUAUGUAUAUAUUCCAUAAUGUGAUUUAUUCAUAACAUCAAGCACAUUAUUAAUAAAUUAUAAAGA